UAGUGCUGAUCCUCACAAAGUGGAUUCUGCAAGAAGAGAGGAAGAGAAGUCCUCAGGCAGAGCAGCUGCGAUGGAGCUCCCCAACUACAGCCGGCAGCUGCUGCAGCAGCUCUACACUCUGUGCAAGGAGCAGCAGUUCUGUGACUGCACCAUUUCCAUUGGUACCAUUUACUUCAAGGCCCACAAGCUUGUCCUGGCUGCUGCCAGCCUCCUCUUCAAAACCCUGCUGGACACCACAGACACCAUCUCCAUUGAUGCAUCUGUGGUGAGCCCCGAGGAGUUUGCCCUUUUGUUAGAAAUGAUGUACACUGGCAAACUACCUGUGGGCAAGUACAACUUCUCCAAAAUCAUCUCUUUAGCUGACAGCCUACAGAUGUUUGAUGUGGCUGUAAGUUGUAAAAAUCUUCUAAGCAGCCUUGUAAACUGCUCUGUUCAGGGUCAGGUGGUGAGGGAUGUCUCAGUACCAUCCUCAGAGUCAUUCAGGAAGGAAUUGGAGAAGCCAGAAGUAGAAAUCCUUUCCUCCGAGGGUGCUGGAGAGCCUCAUUCUUUCUUGGAGGUUUCUAUCCCUCCAGGGGGCCCUGUGAAAGCUGAGACUGAGGAAGCAAUCCAAGAGAUGAGUGUGGAUCCUUCUACUGCCCAGGAGAUUCAGGGGAAUGCAGACACCCCCGUGGAGACUCCUCAUGCAGCUCAAGUUUGUUCCCUCUCCCCUCUUGUACAAGCCUUUAGUGAGGCAAAGGACGCAAGCACAGAACCAGAGUAUGCGAAGAAACACUACCAGCUGAAUUUUCUUCUAGAAAAUGAAAAUAUCUUCUCAGACGCACUCUUGAUUACCCAGGAUGUCUUAAAAAGACUAGAAGAAUGCUCAGAAAUUAAAGGUGCACAGAAGGAGACCAUAAUGGGAUGUCUUGAGGGUGAAGAAGGACGUUCCGCAUUCCAGAGAAUCCUGGGUAAAGUGAGAGAUGAGAGCCUGGAUGUUCAGACUGUUGUGUCCAUGUUGAGGCUGUACCAAGAUUCUAAUCCUGCAGUGAAGACCGUGCUGUCAGACAGAAAGCCAGGAGAUGGAGAAGCAGUGCAGCCAAAAGGGAGCACAGAGGAGGGAAAGACCUUGUCUGUUCUGUUACUAGAACACAAAGAGGACCUGAUCCAGUGUGUAACACAGCUGAGACCUAUUACGGAGUUCCUGGAAACAGCCAAGGAGGAAUUCCUGACUGGCACCGAGAAAAGGGUGAUUCUGAAUUGCUGUGAGAGCGGAACACCCAAGGAGACAAUAGAAAAUUUGCUGCAUAGGAUGUCUGAAGAGAAGACCCUGACUGCUGAGAGUUUGGUAAAACUCCUCCAGGCUGUGAAGAUGACGUUCCCAAAGCUGGGCCUUCUGCUGGAGAAUUUGCAGAAAUUAGCCACUUUGCCGAGCACCCCAGUCCAAGCAAGUGCUGAUUAUGGGACUGAGCUGUUGAGACGGUAUCAAGAAAACCUCUCUGAGAUUUUCACUGACAACCAGAUGUUAUUAAAAAUGAUCCCACAUGUGAAGAGUUUAGCCUCUGGAGAAAGAGAGGUCAUGGAGAAGCUUGUGAAAUGUGACUCUGGUUCGGGUGGUUUCAGUUCUCUGAUGUCAGCAGUUCUAGAGAAGCAGACUCUCUCUGCAACAGCUGUUUGGCAACUGCUGCUCAUGGCUCAGGAGACAAAGACCUGCCCAUUGAACCUGCUCAUGGAGGAAAUACGAAGGGAACCUGGGGCCGAUGCUUUCUUCCGAGCAGUGACCACGCCACAAAGUGCUGCCUUAGAAACCAUCCUGAGGCAUCACAAAUUGGUCCUAGAGGCCAUCCAACAAAGGAUUGAACUCAAGUGCUUUACCUCAGAGGAGGAGAACCUGGCAGAGACUGUGAAAGAGAUUCUGAGCAUUUCCUCUGAGACAGCCAGCCCUGAAGCUUCCCUGAGAGCAGUGCUGAGCAGAGCCAUGGAAAAAUCCGUCUCAGCCAUUGAAAUAUGUCACCUCCUGUGCAGCAUCCACAGAUCUUUCCCAGGCCUACAGCCUGUCAUGCAGGAGUUAGCAUACACUGGUUUCCUUACUCAGGAAAAUGGAGAGGAAGGGUGGAAGGUGAGUAAUAAAUUUCACCUUGAAGCCAACGAUGAAGCAGAUGAAAAGGCGGCUGAGCCAGCUGAAGAAGACUGCCGGUCUGCGGAGCAGGACGACCAAGGAGAGACUGCUUCCUUGCCAGAACAGCAAGAGAAAGACACUUCUGCCUCCCCAGACUCUGCCAAGAAGAGCUUCGUCUGUAAGGCCUGUGACAAAAGCUUCCAUUUCUACUGCCGCCUCAAGGUGCAUGUGAAGCGCUGCCGCGUGGCCAGGAGCAAGCAGGUGCAGUGCAAGGAGUGUAACGAGACCAGGGAUUCGAGGAAGGAGCUGGAGAAACAUCAGCUGGAAGCCCACGGUGCAGCUGGAGAGCCUGACGUCCCCAAGAAGAGGAAGAAGAGGCUUCCGGUGACGUGUGACCUCUGUGGAAGAGAAUUUGCUCAUGCCUCAGGCAUGCAGUACCACAAACUGACAGAGCACUUCGACGAGAAGCCUUUCUCCUGUGAAGAGUGUGGGGCUAAGUUUGCAGCCAAUUCUACCCUGAAGAACCACCUUCGCCUUCACACUGGGGACCGCCCAUUCAUGUGCAAGCACUGCCUGAUGACCUUCACCCAGGCCUCUGCCCUGGCCUACCACACCAAGAAGAAACACUCAGAAGGAAAAAUGUAUGCAUGCCAGUACUGUGAUGCUGUGUUUGCCCAGUCCAUUGAGCUGUCCCGCCAUGUGAGGACCCACACCGGGGACAAGCCUUAUGUCUGCAGGGACUGUGGCAAGGGCUUCCGGCAAGCCAAUGGCCUCUCCAUCCACCUGCACACCUUUCACAACAUAGAAGAUCCCUAUGACUGCAAGAAGUGCAGGAUGAGCUUCCCCACUCUGCAGGAUCACCGCAAGCACAUCCACGAGGUGCACUCCAAGGAAUAUCACCCCUGCCCCACUUGUGGGAAGAUCUUCAGUGCCCCUUCCAUGCUGGAGCGGCACAUGGUGACUCACGUUGGAGGGAAGCCCUUCAGCUGCGGGAUCUGCAACAAGGCCUACCAGCAAUUGUCUGGUUUGUGGUACCACAAUCGGACCCACCACCCCGACGUGUUUGCUGCUCAGAACCAUCGAUCUUCCAAGUUCUCGUCACUCCAGUGCAGCUCCUGUGACAAAACCUUUUCCAACACCAUUGAACACAAGAAGCACAUCAAAGCGGAGCAUGCAGAUAUGAAGUUCCACGAAUGUGACCAGUGUAAGGAGCUCUUCCCCACGCCGGCUCUGCUGCAGGUUCACAUCAAGUGCCAGCAUUCAGGGUUGCAGCCGUUCAGGUGCUUGUACUGUGCGGCUACUUUCCGCUUCCCGGGAGCACUGCAGCACCACGUCACCACCGAGCACUUCAAGCAGUCGGAGAGCACCUUCCCCUGUGAGCUCUGUGGGGAGCUCUUCACCUCCCAGUCCCAGCUUGACGGUCACUUGGAAUCUGAACACCCAAAGGUGACGGGCACUGAAACCCAAGCAGCAUCCUCAAAGAUGGUGCAGGUGAUCCACACCCCAGAGCCGGCAGCCCCGACAGAGCAAGUGAUCACUUUGGAGGAGACCCAGCUUGCUGGUUCGCAGGUGUUUGUGACGUUGCCAGACUCGCAGACGUCUCAGACCAGCUCUGAGCUCGUGGCGGUAACCGUGGAGGAUUUGCUGGACGGUACUGUGACCCUGAUCUGUGGUGAGGCCAAGUGAGCGGCUGCUCCUCCCAUGGAGGGUCCUGCGUCUGCAGCAGAGAAUAUGCUUGCCCUUUGCUCCCCACCCCUGGCGGUCCUGAGUGGGGAGCAUCUUAGCCUAGCACCAGCCAGAAUGGUCUCACUUGGAAAACAGACAGAAGUGCCACUGUUCUCAUAGAACCAACGAUGUGUGAGUCAUCACCGCCAGCACCACCGCCCUCCGUAGCGGGCAGGCCUGUUUCCCC
Molecule: messenger RNA, 4007 nt
Organism: Ceratotherium simum simum (southern white rhinoceros)
Lineage: Eukaryota; Metazoa; Chordata; Mammalia; Perissodactyla; Rhinocerotidae
Gene: ZBTB40
Product: zinc finger and BTB domain containing 40
Biological process (GO): regulation of transcription by RNA polymerase II
Cellular component (GO): nucleus
Molecular function (GO): DNA-binding transcription factor activity, RNA polymerase II-specific; protein binding
Source: RefSeq, a predicted model, not a curated record